CCUCGGUGGCUCGGUUCGGAUCCUCCGGCCUCUGAUCCGGAUCCUGUGAUCUUUUAAACCCUGCGGAUCUCUUCCCUCAUGGUCCGGUCCUGAUCCUGAACGUUUCUUCAGACCUGAUCCUCGGAGGAGAAGAGGCCACAGCUCCUGGAACCCGCGCGUCCGGGCCUUGGCCAUGGGGGGAUCCAAGAGUAAGCCCAAGUCUUCCGGCCUGCGGCCCCACAGCCUGGAUGGAAACCUCAACUGUGGAGGGGGGGCUGGAGGCCACCACUCCAACCAGCCGUCCCUGGCUCCCAGCCGCGGCUCCGCCAUGGACGGAGGUCUCAGCGGCAAUCCGUCCAUGGUCAACCCUGCAGAGCUGGCCCUGUUCGGGGGGGUGGACAAUAACAGCAGCACGGCUCCGAACAGAAUCACACUCGCAGGGGGCGUGACGACCUUCGUGGCGUUGUACGACUACGAGUCUCGGACGGCCUCAGAUCUGUCGUUCAAGAAGGGCGAGCGACUGCAGAUCGUCAACAACACGGAAGGCGACUGGUGGCUGGCGCGCUCCCUGACCACCGGAGAGAGCGGUUACAUCCCCAGCAAUUACGUGGCUCCGUCCGACUCCAUCCAGGCAGAAGAGUGGUACUUUGGCAAAAUCACCCGCCGCGACUCGGAGCGUCUGCUGCUGAGUCUGGAGAACCGGAGAGGAACCUUCCUGGUGAGAGAGAGCGAGACCACCAAAGGCGCCUUCUGUCUGUCAGUGCUGGACUACGAUAACACCAAAGGCCUGAACGUGAAGCACUACAAGAUCCGGAAGCUGGACAGCGGCGGCUACUACAUCACGUCCCGCACGCAGUUCAGCAACCUGCAGCAGCUCGUCAACCACUACCGCAGUGAGUCCGGGACACGUGCUCAUGUUGUCGUCUGUUUCUUGGACACUUCUUUUGUUUUAACCUCCCACCCGGUCGUCUUCUCGCGUCCCCCAGAGCACGCCGACGGGCUGUGUCACAGUCUGUCAGACAUCUGUCCCGUGCUGAAGCCUCAGACUCAGGGACUGGCCAAGGACGCCUGGGAGAUCCCCCGGGACUCGCUGCGUCUGGACCUGAAGCUCGGGCAGGGCUGCUUCGGAGAGGUGUGGAUGGGGACGUGGAACGGCACGACGCGCGUGGCCAUCAAGACCCUGAAGACCGGCACCAUGUCCACGGAGGCGUUCCUGGAGGAGGCGCAGGUCAUGAAGAAGCUGAGGCACGAGAAGCUGGUGCAGCUCUACGCCGUGGUGUCGGAGGAGCCCAUCUACAUCGUCACCGAGUACAUGGUGCAAGGCAGCUUGCUGGAUUUCCUGAAGGGCGACAUGGGUAAGAUGCUCCGCCUCCCGCAGCUGGUGGACAUGGCCUCACAGAUCGCUUCGGGAAUGGCCUACGUGGAGAGGAUGAACUACGUGCACAGAGACCUGCGAGCUGCCAACAUCCUGGUGGGAGAUAACCUGGUUUGUAAAGUGGCCGACUUCGGUCUGGCUCGCCUCAUCGAAGACAAUGAGUACACCGCCAGGCAAGGCGCCAAGUUUCCCAUCAAGUGGACGGCCCCGGAGGCGGCUCUCUACGGCCGCUUCACCAUCAAAUCUGACGUGUGGUCGUUUGGCGUCCUGCUGACAGAGCUGGCCACCAAAGGCCGAGUGCCCUACCCAGGGAUGGUGAACCGGGAGGUGCUGGACCAGGUGGAGCGUGGCUACCGGAUGCCGUGCCCGGCCGAGUGCCCCGAGUCCAUGCACGAGCUGAUGCUGACCUGCUGGAGGAAGGAGGCGGAGGAGCGGCCCACCUUCGAGUACCUGCAGGGCUUCCUGGAGGAUUACUUCACCUCCACCGAGCCGCAGUACCAGCCGGGCGAGAACCUGUAGCCGGGCCCGGCACGGCUGCGUGCAUGUGUCGUGCAUGUGCAGAACCGAGGCAUGUGCAUCUGCUUUGGAGUGCAUGGACAAGUACUGUAUGUGUGAGAGAGUGUGUGUGUCUGUCUGUGUGUGUGUGUGUGUGUUUGUGUGUGUGCAGAAAGCCGACAGACGUCAGGGAACAAUCUAUUCAACAAUCAGCAUCGUUCACUUCCUGCACCGCCACACGUCACCUAAAGGAGGCGCUGUUUUCAAAGGAAGGGACUAAACUGUGGUAUUAUUAUUUAGA
Messenger RNA from Limanda limanda (common dab), 2150 nucleotides. RefSeq names its product v-src avian sarcoma (Schmidt-Ruppin A-2) viral oncogene homolog (gene src). The record is from RefSeq and is a predicted model, not a curated record. The transcript has 11 exons. Bases 173 to 1873 code for a protein of 566 amino acids. Gene Ontology annotation, molecular function: growth factor receptor binding; non-membrane spanning protein tyrosine kinase activity; ATP binding. Gene Ontology annotation, biological process: negative regulation of intrinsic apoptotic signaling pathway; innate immune response; epidermal growth factor receptor signaling pathway. NCBI's taxonomy places the organism in Eukaryota, Metazoa, Chordata, Actinopteri, Pleuronectiformes, Pleuronectidae. Gene Ontology annotation, cellular component: extrinsic component of cytoplasmic side of plasma membrane.